AUGGGCAUGUAUAUCGACGACUCCAAGUCUCACAUAUCCUUCACACUCCCCGACGGCAAGACCGAAAUAUGGCUUCAGACCGCCAAGAAUAAUACUGGAACCGACCAUGUCGUCGGAUCUGGAGAUCGAGCCUUGGCUCGUUGGACUACGGAUGGCACAAAGACGAGAAUCUCCCCAGCCAUGGUCAACGACGACAGGGCCGAGUUUGAUCUAGUCUUUUCGUUGGAGCUACUGAGCUUUGAUGAAGGCUAUUCUCGAUCGCCGUUUGCUUCUGAGGGUCAGCAGCAAGAUCUCGCGUUGGCCUGGGCAUCAGUAUAUGCCCUGUGGCUGCACCCUGACCACAGAGAAGACGACCUGAUCGCGGUCUCUGUGGACAGCGAGCGAGUGGGUGAAUACCUUCGAUGCACCGGCUUGGGAGUUCAAUCACCAUUCUCCCCAAGCACAGCACCCAAGGACGCCAUCUAUUGGAUCUCUCGAGACGUCUUCUGGCAGGGUGCCGGUGCUCCAGACUCGCAGCACUGGCUCCGUUCCCGGCCCGAAGUGACGAGCUUCCCAGGCUUCAACGGGACCAUGGGUGUCUUUGCCAACCAGAUGGGCUUCACUCGCAAAGGCAACGUUUGCACCGUCCACCCAGUGCGGCCAGCAAAGCCCAAGCCUGGCACCGUCAUCUACUCGCGCUACAUCGUGGAGCUCGGCCAGUUGCUGCAGAUCCGGCAUAUCGAUGCCGAAAACCCUGUCCAUUUUGAAACGUACAAGCGGUGGCAGAACUCGGACCGCGUUAAUGCGUCAUGGAAGGAGCGCGGACCGGACGAACAUCAUCGAAAAUAUCUGGCCGAGCAGCUUGCCGAUCCGCAUACAAUGUCAUGCGUGUUUGAGUGGGACGGCGAACUGGCUGGGUACACGGAGCUGGGGUGGGCCAAGGAAGACAACGCAGCCUGCUUCUUCAACUCCAACUGCAACAUCACCGUCGGAGACCAUGAUCAAAACUCACACAUCAUUGUGGGUGAAGAGAAAUUCCGUGGGGGUAAGCGGUACCAGGCUGUGGCGACGUCGAUCAAGCACUGCUGUUUCCUUCGCGACCCACGAACAAGGCAGGUCAUUGCCGAGCCUCGAUACGACUUGAGCCAUGUUCAUAUCCAGAACAAGUAUUUGCCGCAGGAGAGGAAGAAGAGGUUCCAUCUUCCGCACAAGACGGCGGUUCUAUUCGCUCUGCAGCGGGAGAGAUUCUUUCAAGAAGGACACUUUGUCUAG
Molecule: messenger RNA, 1251 nt
Organism: Fusarium vanettenii 77-13-4
Lineage: Eukaryota; Fungi; Ascomycota; Sordariomycetes; Hypocreales; Nectriaceae
Exons: 2
Coding region: 1-1251 (416 amino acids)
Biological process (GO): siderophore biosynthetic process
Source: RefSeq, a predicted model, not a curated record